GCUAUUUUCACACAGGCGGUUCAAAUACCUUACGACCUAUCGUCGAAAAAUAAACAGAAGCAAAGAAGGAACGGGGAAAAGGUUUUUCGAUCCAGAUAUCAUUGCACAUUUUGGCUUCAAACACGGCUUAGCAUAACCGGUGGACAAGUAUUUAUUGUAUAGCUUUGCUUGGAUUUGUCAUGGCCAUGAACGACGCAUUAAUUUUCCGAGUUAGUGCAUUCUCCGAGCAAGGGGGAAGGAGAUACAUGGAGGAUGUUAUUGAGUUUAAAGUGGAGUACGAACCGCCUGAGCCAGAGCCAGCAGAGGGUGGUCUGAAUUCGGUAGAACAACAAGGGGAGUCAAAAGUAGAGAAACAGGAGAAUGGUCAUACUGAGCAGACUAUAAUAAGCAAUUCCACCGAAAACGUUCAAGAAUCGGUGCAUGUUAGUGCAAUGUGGACAGAAAACAUAACAUGUGAGAAGCAUGGGGACAUUUCCCAGGCAGAAGUUCCAGCAGUGCACACGGUCGUUCGGAAGUCUGUGGCGUUUUUUGGUGUAUUUGACGGUCACGGAGGGCGAGAAGCUGCUCAUUUUGCCCGAGACAAUCUGUGGGGUAUUCUGAAAAAGCAAAGGGGGUUUUGGUCAGAAGAUCAAGGAGAAGUCUGUGAAGCAAUUCGAAAGGGGUUCAUUGCCUGCCACCAUGAUAUGUGGAAAGAGCUGCCUGAGUGGCCCAAGACUCUGACUGGCCAGCCCAGUACUGCAGGAACAACGGCCAGUAUAGUGCUGAUCCGGGGGGAUCUGAUGUACGUAGCCCAUGUGGGGGACUCGGCAGUGGUUGUUGGGGUGAAAGAGCCCGGUGAAAAGAACAUCAGGGCCUUGGAAGUCACACAGGACCACAAACCUGAACUUCCCAAAGAGAAGGAGCGCAUUGAGAGACUUGGGGGCAGUGUAGUGAAGAAGUCCGGGGUGAACCGUGUGGUGUGGAAGAGGCCCAGACUGACCCACAAUGGCCCUGUCAGGAGGAGCACUGUCAUAGACCAGAUUCCCUUUCUCGCUGUGGCCAGAGCUUUGGGGGACCUGUGGAGCUAUGACUUCUACAGUGGGGAGUUUGUGGUCUCUCCAGAGCCUGAUGUCACUGUAAUGACCAUUGACCCUAAGAAGCACCGCUACAUCAUCCUGGGUAGUGAUGGCUUGUGGAACAUGAUGCCAGCUAAGGAUGCUGUCGCUAUGUGUGAGUGCCACGAUCAGAUGGUGGGCCCUAAGGGAUGGUCCUGUGCCAAACGGUUAGGAUGCACGGCCUUGCUGUUCUGGCGCCAGCGCAUGCUCCGUGCAGACAACACAACGGUCAUAGUGAUAACCGUGCAGCACCCUGAUGAGCCACCCAUGACCAUGCACCUACAGGAGCUCUAUGUCAAUAUGGCAGAGGGCCUUGAUAAGAUCCCCCCCGUUACAACCGCAAACUCUCCCCGCCGUUACGACGGCCCCAUUAUGCAAAACCCAGAGGUUAACACUGUGUCCUCUGUGGGUGAGCCUCUCCCCCUCCCAGCUCUGGAGUGGAGGAAUAGCCUGUGUGAGGCUGGUCUCUGUCCCCCUUCAGAGCCCCUGGCAGAGGUGGACUCACAGAGAGUGACCCCAACAGACAGAACCUUGAACGUUUGUUCAAUUGAAGGCACAGGGACUCCAGGGUUCUCAGCACCAUCCACCCCUCUGCUGAGGAGGCUUCGUAGGCCCCCACACACUCCCCUCUCUCCCAGCAUAGCACACCAUAGCCUUGGUCGGUCCCCUCACAGUCCCUUGUCUCCCAGGAUGCCUCGCCGCAGCCUGGCCCGUUCUCCACGCAGUCCCUUGUCCCCUAGAACGUCUCGCCGCAGACUCAGUGACCGAACCCCUCUGAGGCGAGGUGGAAAGGGACAGAGACGCUCCCCCAAUGUUCCCGUCAUCCUACCACAGAAACGCAAGGCUGCCUUGUGUGUGUGCUGAACCUCAUCUUACCACGGACGUCAGAUUGACUAGGAUGAUGACCUUUAUCAUUCUGCAAAGAGAUGCAUAAGGGCAUCUGAACAUUGUGUGCUCAUGUAUCAACAGUAUGCUACUGUUCCAUUCAUAGAUUAAGUAUACUUUUAUAGUGGGGUCUGGUACCAUCUAAACAUUUUUGUAAAAAUGUGAUGUUUGUGUAUAUGCUUACUUUACAUCUUAAGUGUUUUUAUGAUCUUUUGUUUAUUAACUGUUUUAAUGGAAAACAUAUUUUAUCUAGUGUAUAUUGCUGGUCAUAUUUCCACCCCCUUUUAUGUUUAAAAUAAUAAUAAUAAUAAAUCAAUAAAAAAUCCCAUAUUCUGUACCAAUAGAACAAUAUUAUACUAAAUACUUUCCAAACUGUACAUUAUUCAUACUUAGCAAUAUGUGUAUUUUUAAAAAACAUAAUAAUUGACUAUCCUGAACUAAACCACAGAGCCUGAAUGAAUUUGGUGAUAAAUGCCACACCUUGUUUUAACUUACAUGCGGAGA
This is a messenger RNA of Oncorhynchus tshawytscha (Chinook salmon), 2483 nucleotides long. Its product is annotated as protein phosphatase 1D-like. NCBI's taxonomy places the organism in Eukaryota, Metazoa, Chordata, Actinopteri, Salmoniformes, Salmonidae. The coding region runs from base 180 to 1958 and encodes 592 amino acids. Gene Ontology annotation, biological process: protein dephosphorylation. The transcript has 6 exons. Gene Ontology annotation, cellular component: cytosol; nucleus. Gene Ontology annotation, molecular function: protein serine/threonine phosphatase activity; mitogen-activated protein kinase binding; cation binding. The record is from RefSeq and is a predicted model, not a curated record.